Messenger RNA from Miscanthus lutarioriparius, 2043 nucleotides. The record is from the annotation of a GenBank genome assembly. NCBI's taxonomy places the organism in Eukaryota, Viridiplantae, Streptophyta, Magnoliopsida, Poales, Poaceae.
AUGAGGUUCGGCUCCGGGAGGGUGGAGGACGAGAUGGCGCUCACGCGGCAGAGGACCGUGAGAUUCCAUGAUGAGAGGGCAAAGGCAACUAUUCCCAUUCACCAGAAGCAGCAUGGGCUGGCUGCUAGCAGGCUCUCCUUGGGAAGUUCGGGGAAAAACAAGGUCUUUGUGGCAGGAGAUGACUUGUGGUACAACAAGAUUAUUGACCCGUCAAGCGAUUUCAUCUUGACAUGGAUAUACGUCUUCCGCGUGUCAUGCUUCAUUGCUCUGUUCAUGGACCCUCUGUAUUUCUAUGUGCCUGAAAUCGAUUACAGGCAAACCAAUCAUUGUGUCAGGAAGGAUACACGCCUAGCCAUCAUCGUUACUGUAUUCCGAUCAGUUGUCGACCUCUUUUAUGUCAUCCAGAUGAUAAUAAAGUUCAGGACUGCAUACCUUAAUCCAAGCUCAAACUUAGGGGUUUUUGGUCGAGGAGAUCUCAUCACAGAUCCUAAGGAAAUCGCAAAGCGGUACUUGAGAUCUGACUUUGCAGUUGAUUUGGUGGCUUCUUUGCCUUUACCACAGAUCGUUGUUUGGUCUGUGAUACCAGCUAUCAAAUAUUCUUCGUCUGAGCAUGGCAAUGACAUGCUGCUUCUGGUUGCUCUUUUCCAGUAUAUCCUAAGAUUAUACCUCAUCUUUUCCUUGAAUGAUAAAAUAGUCAAAAUUACUGGAGUUUUUGCAAAGACUGCUUGGCAAGGAGCUGCAUACAAUCUGCUGUUAUACAUGAUUGCUAGCCAUGUUUUAGGAGCGCUGUGGUACCUUCUAUCUGUUGAUCGCCAGAUCACUUGCUGGAAAAGGUUUUGCAAUGAAACUGAUUGCCACACUCGGUAUAUGUAUUGUGAUGUAAAACCAGAUUCGAGUUGGAAUGGGACCUUAGUAUUUUCUAGUUGUGAUGCUAAGAACACUAACAAAUUUGACUUUGGUAUGUUCCAGCCAUUGUUAUCAAACAAAACUCCUAAUGAGAGCUUCCUGAAGAAGUAUAUCUAUUGCCUCUGGUGGGGCUUGCAGAAUCUAAGUUGCUAUGGCCAGACAUUGAAUGUGAGCACCUUUAUUGGUGAGACACUUUAUGCUAUACUCUUGGCAGUGGUUGGUCUAGUCUUGUUUGCACAUCUGAUUGGAAAAGUUCAGACCUACCUGCAAUCAAUCACCGCUAGGGUUGAGGAGUGGAGGCUAAAGCAGAGAGAUACUGAGGAGUGGAUGAGACAUAGGCAACUGCCCCAUGAACUACGGGAAAGAGUGAGAAGAUUUGUUCAUUACAAGUGGCUCGCAACUCGAGGUGUGGAUGAAGAAUCUAUAUUGAAUGCCCUACCUACAGAUCUUCGUCAUGACAUCAAGCGCCACCUUUGUCUGGAUCUCGUUCGUAGGGUCCCACUUUUCUCCCAGAUGGACGAUCAACUUCUGGACGCCAUAUGUGAGCGUCUUGUAUCUUCCUUGAGCACAGAGGGCACAUAUAUUGUCCGUGAAGGCGACCCAGUGACUGAGAUGUUGUUCAUCAUUUGUGGUAAGCUGGAAAGCUCCACCACAGAUGGUGGCCGAACAGGUUUCUUCAAUUCAAUCACCCUCAAACCUGGAGAUUUCUGUGGCGAAGAGCUCCUCGGAUGGGCUCUUGUUCCCAAGCCUACCGUCAACCUGCCGUUAUCCACUCGGACAGUGAGGGCGAUUGUCGAAGUUGAGGCCUUUGCUCUCCAAGCUGAUGAUCUCAGGUUCGUCGCCAACCAAUUCAGGCGCCUCCACAGCAGAAAGCUGCAGCACACAUUCCGAUACUACUCUCACCACUGGAGGACCUGGGCCGCGUGCUUCAUCCAGCACGCUUGGCGCCGCCUGAGAAGGAGGAAGAUGACCAAGGACCUGAGUAUGAGGGAGUCGAUCUCCUCCAUGAGAUCAUACGAAGGCGACAACUCCCCUGAACAGAAUCUCGCACUUAGAAGAGGAGCCAGCAUCAUCAGAGAACUGCCUAAGUUCAGGAAACCAUCGGAGCCAGAUUUCUCAGCAGAGCAUGAUGACUGA